Messenger RNA from Diorhabda sublineata, 3363 nucleotides. RefSeq names its product serine/threonine-protein kinase/endoribonuclease IRE1 (gene Ire1). Gene Ontology annotation, molecular function: protein serine/threonine kinase activity; RNA endonuclease activity; ATP binding. Gene Ontology annotation, cellular component: IRE1-TRAF2-ASK1 complex. The record is from RefSeq and is a predicted model, not a curated record. The transcript has 11 exons. Bases 245 to 3259 code for a protein of 1004 amino acids. Gene Ontology annotation, biological process: intrinsic apoptotic signaling pathway in response to endoplasmic reticulum stress; IRE1-mediated unfolded protein response; mRNA processing. NCBI's taxonomy places the organism in Eukaryota, Metazoa, Arthropoda, Insecta, Coleoptera, Chrysomelidae.
GUUUCUAAUUAUAAAAUUUUAGUACAAUAGGUCAUAAAUAAUUAAAGUGAUUAUGAAUUGACAAUUUAUAAAAAAGAAGAAAUUUAUAACGGGACGAUUAUUGUCAAAUAAAUGUUGAUUGUCAAAUAAUGUAGACAAAAAUUUCAAUUUUAUUAUAGCUAUAAAGGUUUAAAUAUGGUGUGAAAUAAUAGACGUUGCAAAUAUACCAUUUUUUAAGUAUUAAACCUAUUUUUUAUACCUAGAUAUGCCGACCCAGAUUAUCUACGUAUUUUUAUUUUUAUCUUUAUGUUUAGGAGAAAAUAUUAAUAAACGAAAAUUUUCGAGUUUAGAAAUAGUAAAGGAUAAAGACGAUCGAGUGUUAUUAUUUUCCACUUUGGACGGUACUUUGACGGCUGUUGAACAACAAACUGGAAAAGUUAAAUGGAAAGUAAAAGAGAAACCAAUAGUUCAAGUACCAAUAAAUGUGUCUAAUGCCAUUGUGCCUAUUUAUUUACCAGACCCCAGAGAUGGGUCGUUAUAUUUGAUAGGAGACGUAAGGGAACCUUUAAAAAAAUUACCAUUCACAAUACCACAGUUAGUAUCAACUUCUCCUUGUAGAAGUUCAGAUGGAAUUCUAUAUACAGGAAAGAAAAAAGACACUUGGUUCAAAUUAGAUCCGCAAAGUGGUAAAAAGCAACUUAUCAUGGGAUGGGAUGAUUAUAGCCCUACAUGUCCUAUAGAAACUGAAAGUUUUAUCUAUAUUGGUAGGACGCAAUUUAGUUUACGAAUGGUAGAUGAAAAAAACACAGAUAACAAAUGGAAUGUAACAUUUUAUGAUUAUACAGCACGACUAAUGACUAAAGAAGAGUUGAAUAACUAUGAUUCCGUACAUUUUACUUCGGCUUCAACUGGACAGAUAGUAACAUUAAAUAGACGCAUGGGAAGCUUCCUAUGGGACAGAGAUUUAGGAAGUCCUGUAAUUGGGGUCUAUUUGUUAGAUUCCGAGGGAAUAAUGUCUGUUCCAUUUACUUCUUUAGCUAAUCACACAAUAACUCAUCUUAAAUUAGACCUCGAAGCGAAAGAUGGGAUGCUAUAUAACACAAAUCACAUGAGGCUCUAUCCAACUUUAUAUAUAGGAGAACACAUGCACGGGUUAUUCGCUUUACCGUCUCUAAUAGAUAAGAAUUACGUAUCCGUGAUAGGUACAGAUAAUGGACCGCUUUUAUUAGGAGGGCCCCACGCUCCUGAUGUAGUCCGUCCGGAAUAUCCACUUCCAGGAUACAACUACCGUUUACCGGAUGGUGCUGAUAUAAACAACAACGUACUGUUUCAAAGUUUACCCGGUUUCCAGAACCAUAUAAUCAUUUUUACCGGUCACUAUAACGUCCCAAGAUAUAGCGAACAGAAACUACUAACAGCUCAUAAAGAAUUGAUAGUUUUUAAGGAUAAUUUAGAUGAAAUAACCGAUAUAAAAGAAACAGAAAGUACUAAAGAAGAGUUAAACUAUGUACUAAUCGAUGAAAGACAAGAAGAAAUUAUUACAGAGACCCCUAAUUGGUUUAUAAAUCAAUAUAAGGGAUUAAAAUUGUGGAUAAAUCGACAGGAAAAUAAAGAACUGAAGAUUUCUCUUAUAGUAAUGGGGGGAUGCGUCAUAGCCAUGUUUUGGUAUCUACAAGUUCAAGUGCGCGAAUUUCAAAGUCAAUCGCGUCAAAAUUCCCAAUCGAAUCAACAAAGUAUCGGUAACGUGACCAAUGUGACGGCUUUAGCCGAAGAAUUACCGAACGGGACGGUUAAAAUUGGUAAAAUUACGUUUAGUCCCGAUCAGAUACUCGGGAAAGGGUGUGACGGUACUUUUGUGUACAGAGGCGAAUUCGACAGCAGAAGGGUGGCCGUUAAGCGUCUAUUACCGGAAUGUUUUACGUUCGCCGACCGUGAAGUGGCUUUAUUAAGAGAAAGCGACGCUCAUCCGAACGUUAUACGUUAUUAUUGCACUGAACAAGACAGAAUGUUCCGAUAUAUAGCACUGGAAUUGUGUCAGGCCACUUUAACCGAAUAUAUACAGGGUACUUGCGAUAUAUGUCAAAUUGGUCCGCUGGAAAUUUUAAGACAAGCCACGUCUGGUUUAUGUCAUUUGCAUUCGUUAGAUAUCGUUCAUCGAGAUAUUAAACCUAGAAAUGUAUUACUAUCUGUACCAGAUAAUAAAGGACAAGUAAAAGUGAUGAUAUCUGAUUUUGGUCUUUGUAAAAAAUUACAAGUAGGAAGAGUUUCAUUUUCUAGACGGUCUGGAGUCACUGGGACUGACGGAUGGAUAGCACCAGAGAUGUUGAACAGUACUAAAAGAACUACUUCGGCUGUUGAUAUGUUUUCUCUCGGUUGCCUAUACUAUUACGUCCUAUCGAAAGGUAGACAUCCUUUCGGAGAUAAUUUACAAAGACAAAGUAACAUUUUGUUAGGUAAAUAUGAUCUAUCAGAUAUAAAAGGACCAGAUUGGAAAGUGAACGUACAGAUUCAUCUUAUAACCUCUUUGAUAUCUGCUGAACCAGAAUUGCGACCAAAUUGUAAAGCUGCAUUAGACCAUCCCAUGUUUUGGAAUUACGACAAUAUACUGCAUUUUUUUCAAGAAGUUAGUGAUAGGAUAGAAAAAGCAGAUGGUAAUGAAGAAAUUUUAAACGAAUUAGAAGCAGAUAGUAACUAUAUUGUUAAAAGUAAUUGGAGAGUACAUAUCCACGAAGAAGUGGCAUCGGAUUUGAAAAAGUACAGAUCCUAUCAAGAAAAUUCGUUAAGAGAUUUAUUACGUGCCUUAAGAAACAAGAAACAUCAUUUAAGGGAGUUAUCAGUAGAAGCUCAAAACAUCCUCGGAAAAGAUUCCAAAACGUUUACGACAUAUUGGCUCGACAGGUUUCCUCUGCUGUUAAUCCACACUUGGAUGAUUAUGCAGAACGUUGCGGAGGAACAACAUUUUAAAAAAUUUUACCACACCGCUUACAGAUACAAUUUAGAAACCUACAAGGAUCAAAUGUUGGAAUAUAUAUCGAAAAAUCCUCUAGAUUUACAAUUACUAGAGCAAAAUCGUGAAAACGAUAUUAUUAGAAAAGAGAAAAGGUGUAGAACUGGAGUACAAGGUAGUCCCAGCAAAAAAUCGGAGUUGGUUAGAUCCGGGGGACUUUACAGGAAUUACGAUGAUGUUAAUGUUAAUAGAAACAUUGUUAGGAAUUACCAACAGAAAAAGAAAAAAAUUAAAAAAGUAGAAGAACCUCUAACGUGGGCGGUUCAAGAUUGAACGUCUGUUUCAAACAAACUGUGAUAUUUACAUUUGUACAAAGAUUAACGACAUUUUUAUUUUACUGUAUAUAUUUUUAUAAAUUAAUAUAAGUUUCAACAUAA